This is a messenger RNA of Sceloporus undulatus (fence lizard), 6242 nucleotides long. RefSeq names its product zinc finger GRF-type containing 1 (gene ZGRF1). The coding region runs from base 192 to 5990 and encodes 1932 amino acids. Gene Ontology annotation, molecular function: zinc ion binding. The record is from RefSeq and is a predicted model, not a curated record. The transcript is spliced from 25 exons. NCBI's taxonomy places the organism in Eukaryota, Metazoa, Chordata, Lepidosauria, Squamata, Phrynosomatidae. Gene Ontology annotation, cellular component: site of double-strand break; nucleus. Gene Ontology annotation, biological process: double-strand break repair.
AAGUGACGUCACCCCGCCACUCCCCAUUUCCGAACUCUAUGGCGUUCCUUCUGUCGCGCAGGGAAGACGUCAUCGCCAGCUGGUUGAGCGGGAAACUUCAUAAGGUCCGAAGGACGCUUGGACUUCUUAGUAAGACGUAAUAUGACCUUUCAAAGAGCAGUUCAUCAGUAUACUCUUGUUUCACCAAAGUGAUGGCUUGUCAGGAGUUUAUUGUUUUAUAUACGCAUCAGAAGACUAAAAAAUCUAAAGUGUGGCAAGAUGGAAUUUUGAAGGCCGCUGUUGGGGGAAAUAAGGCAAUCUUAUGUGAUGAAAGAGGACAGGUUUUAGACAGUAUUUUUGUGAAGUUCAAGAUAAAACCUGGAGAUGACCUAGAAUGUGAUAAAUACUUAAUAACAGUUGAAUCUGAAAAAGUUUCUGGAACUGGUUAUAGUGAUCAGCCAAAGGACACAGAUGGGCCAAAGUUAAUAAGAAAUGAUUUGAAGUCCUUUGCCUCUUCAUCCCUACACCUUCCAACUGGAUUAAAACGGAAAUAUAUGGGUUUCAAAGGGCCGCGUCAAUUGGAGAAGAAAACAACAAUAGAAGACCCGAUAGUAGCAGUAUUACCUACAACCAAGGGAACCUCUUCAUCUUUUCCUUCUGAAUUCUAUGCCUCUUCCCCAUUAUUUUCUGUUCCUUGUAAGAAAAAGAAAGAAGCUUACCAAUUUCCAUUAAAUGAGGAUGAUUUCAUGAAGAAUGAUGGAGACACUGCAUGUACCACCUUUUCUCACUUUGCUGAGGAAAAUAAUACAGUACUGAAUAAAAACUGUAAUGCAUAUUCUGGACAUUUGAAGCCAGUAUUACAGAUGAACAGUGGAGUGGUCAAGACUGACUAUUGUUCAAGCAGUAAUGGGGUGGGUUCACAGAAAAUUAGAAGUAAAGCAGAAAUUUUAACAAUUCUGAAUAUGGAACAAAAACAUUCCAAAGCCCCUGAGAUGGAAACUACUGCCUCACUGAAAAAUCUACCUUCAACUUUGAUAAAAACAAAAUUUCAUCAAGAAAGUCUGUCUCCAUGUGAACCAUCAAGAAAUACAGGCUGUUUGUUCCAAGAGAAGAUGAUACCUUUCUUGGGUUGCACAGACAAUGCAAGCAAAGCAACCACAGAACACAAACAGCCAGUGCAAUCCUCAGAAAACAGGGUGCAGACAAAAAGUCAGUGGGAUGUUUAUUUGCCAUGUCCUUUAAGAAAACUAACAGAUGAGGCAGAAAUAGAUGAUGCUGAAUGUAAUAAGGAUGUUAGUGAUCCGCAACCAGUUUUAAAUCAGUUUAAAAAGAGUGGCACUGGUAAUGGGAGUGAAUACAGUGAAGACCAUGAAAUUAUUUCACAAUUACCACUUUUGGGAAUCAGUACUUAUCCUGUUACAGAAAGUUCUGUCAAAAACCAUUCAGAGAGGUUUGUACAACCUGAAUGUGUCAUGAGUAAAGAGAGUGACAUUGAAGCUGUGCCAUCUUUUGAUAGUAUUCAUUAUUCAAAAUGUGUUGGUGAAUUAAAAACAUUAGAAGAAAAACAUACUAAACCCAAAAAACACAUAAUGACUGAUAAUUUGGAAGCAUUCUGCCAUCAGUCACAAAAUGAAUCUUCUCCAAUAAUAAGUUUUUCGGAUAGUUCUUUGUGUGGAAAUAUUCAUGACUCAACUCAGCAGUUUGCAGAGGUUAACUUCAAUCUGUUGGAAACACUAGAUUUCAGUGACACAGAAGUUGAAGAGCUUCCUGGAAAUGGCAUGAUUUUACAGGGCCCAUCCUGUUUUAAAGAGGAAUGUAACACUAAUACUCAAAAGAACCAUAAAGAAAUGUUAUUUAGUGAUAGUGGGAAUGAUAAGCUGCAAUCAACAUUUUUACAAGAUAAAGAGGUGAAUGAUAUUUCAGGAUCUCAGUCCCUGCAGCUUUGUGACACUGAAAUGUCUAACAGAAUUAAGGAAAAUAGUCCAGUUCUUCAUUUCCUAAAAGAACCAAGACUUUCAAAGGCUGCAGCUGUUGACAAGAAAAGAGAUGCAAACUCAACAAUGAAUCAAAACUUAGGUCAUCAUGGAAAUCUUGUUUGUACUGAUAGAGACUUAUUAACAGACAGUGAUAUACCCUGUGAAGUGAUUGAUAAUGAGUAUCCUGAUCAAACAAUUCAACUUCAGAAAACAAAUAUACUUCCCCAUGUUACAGCAACCUCAAAUAGUUGUUUCAUGGAAAAAAGUAAUGAAAAAUCUAGGGAAGUGAUAGAUAUUUGUGAUAACAUGAAACCAGUUAAUUCUUUGCUGACAAUCACUGAAAAAUAUAAUGGUACUAAUAGUUUUCCCCAGUAUGCUUCAUCAAAAGAUUCUGCUUCAGAAAUAAUGGAUGAGCUGGAUUUCAGGCCAGUUUCUGAAGCCUUAACUUGUAAGACUUUAGAUAAAUCAGAGAUGAGUAAAAUUGAAUUGGAAAAAGGAGCAGAUGUCUUGAAUUAUUCUUCCAAACCUAACAAAGAAAAUGGAAAAGAUUCUAUUUCUUUGAAACCUGUAGAUUCUUUAAGCUUUCCCCUAAUGGAAAAUAGUUUCAGACUGAUAAGUUCACUUACUAAACACACCACAGCAUUAGAGAUGAUUGAGGAAAUGAAUGUGGAAAAUACUGGCAUACUGUUCCAGAGGGAUGAACUAACAGAAAAACAUGAGUUAACUGGACAUGAAGCUAAACAAAACUUUGCUGUAGUGUCUUCUGUAGAUUUGCAGAUAUCAUCUUGUCUACAUUCUGCUGCUCCUAAAUUGAAUUCUUUCUCAGAUAGUAACGUAGAGAAGCCCACACCAUCAAAAGCCAGUGUGCUACAUGACCACAGUCCUUUCAAAGUGGCGGAUUAUUCAUCAAAGGAAGUUGAAUUUCAUGGAUACCAGCUGAAAGGAUCAGCAGCUAGCGAGCUAAUGAUAAGACGGCACUCCUUACCUCUUAUGUUGAAUCAAGAUGUUAAUAUGACAGAAUUUGAAAUUGCUGCAGAUGAUUCUUAUUUUUCCUCAGCUCAAGAACCAGAAAGCCCUGUGCUAUCUGACUUUAUUAAGCUUCUAGGCUCAAAUAAUCUUUCAGAAGAUGAUGAGGUCCAUGUUGCUGAUGAACACAUUAACAAGGAAUUCAACUUUGUUGAAGAAGCUAGUAAUGUGUUUUUGACAUUCAACGAAUCGUCUAAACUUGGAAACCAAAUAACAACAAGUUUUUCUUCAAAUCUAAAUUUGGAUUUCACAACGUGUGCUUCAAAGGAUCUUAAUAUGAUAUUCCCAACAGAAUGGACUCCUUCACAAGUAUCUGACUGUCACUUUUCUUCAAGCUCAAGUAGUAAAAAGACAGCAGUAGACUUAAAAGAACAGGAGUUCCUGAUGUCCAGAAUUGUUCCAGAUUUGCCUGCAGACAAUACAAGAAACCUUUUCAGAAUGGAAGAAUCCACUGGACCAGGCAGUGAUGAUAUGUCAGUAUGCUUACCCAGUCGUAGAACACAAACCCCAUUUGUGACUGUACCUGUAGAUGAGAAAUCUCCUGACCGAGAGGUUUAUUCCAGUUUAAAGAUCUAUGAGCAAGACCAGCAGUCUUUCAGUUUCUCAGAAGUCAACAUGUAUGACAAGUCAAAAACAUCCGGGCCUGAAGACAGGAUGUGUGAGACUUCUGUGGCCAAAAAGAGAAUCAAAAAUAGACAUGGGGUGCUUACACAGUGUGCAUUUCCUAAUGUGUCUGAACAAAAGAAAGCAAGCAAGUGGGAGAAGUACCAAAACAUAAUGUUAAGUAAUUUAAGAACUCAAAACAGUAGUGAAGUGGCCAUGACUGAUGACAUCCGAGAGGAGACUGGCUUAGGAAUGCAAAUGGAUGACACAGGAGCAAGUCGGAGUUAUGCCUUCAGUAACAACUCUCCAGACUCUAUGCAUGAAAAGACAAUGAAAAGCAUGCUUUGUAAACAGCUAGGAAAUCUUAGUAGCCAAGAUUCAGUUUCAGAAGGAAAGAAACUUUCUCUACAAUUAAAUCAGAAAUUUUCCACUGAGGAAGCAGCAAAGGUGUUAGGUCAACUGAACCGCUACAGUGUAAGCAGCUGCAUCAAGAACACCUGUGAAGCUUUCUUCCCCAGUGCCAAAAUGGUGAAAUGUGCAAAUGUUCCUAAACGGCAGGUGCAUAUCCCAACUGAAUUUCAAUCUCUUGCACAUUACAAACAAGUCUUUACUACUGCUUUGAUGGAACAUUUACACGUUUUGCUGUUUGAGUUGUCACAAAAAUUUCAUAAAGCUCUUGAGAAAGUGGAUAUAUCAUUCUAUACCUCUGUAAAAGGAGAGCAAGAACAAGAACAUUCUGCACCACUCUGCAACCACAAGAUAGCAACGAAACUGGUUACAGUUAAAAAAGAAGGCCGAAAUAAGGGGCGCCUUUUCUAUGCCUGUGAUGCUCCCAAAGCAGAUAGAUGUAAUUUUUUUAAGUGGCUAGAUGAUGUACAACCAGCCCAUAUGGAGAGUAGAUCUAGUGUUGUACUUCAUGAUGUGAAGAGUAUUGGAACCUACCUCAGGUGUCACAAAAUUCCUCUAUAUGAAGAGUGCCAGCUUCUGAUGAGGAAAACUUUUGAUAUCCAAAGAAAGCAAUUUAGUAAGCUGAAAAAAAAUAUUGCCAAGGUUAGCUUUGAUGCUGAUUCUAAAACUAAAUUAUAUCUCAAACUGAACCGAAAGGAGCACUCCUCAGUGUAUAGCAAAGAUGAUCUUUGGGUUGUUUCCAAGACUCUCAAUUUUGAACCCUUGGACACUUUCAUCGCAUGCAGUGUUUUCUUCGGACCAUCUUCUAGCAAUGAAGUGGAGCUAGCGCCUCUCAAAGGUUAUAGCCCCUCAAACUGGUGCUCAAAUAUGAUCGUUCAUGCCUUGCUAGUUUGUAAUGCUAGUACUGAACUCACAACGUUAAGGAAUAUAGAAGAAUACCUCAAUUCAGCCACUUUACCAAUAUUGCAUCAUCUCCUUGCAAAGCCCUGUAAAAAUAUAUAUCAAAGUAAAAGUGUCAAGAAACAAAAAUUCAAACCACCAGCUUUAAAUACAAAUAUAAUAACCUCUGGAGUCUUGAGUCCAGAAAUUACUAUGAAUUUGGCAAAUAAGAUGAUUGAGACAUUUCAGCUAAAUAAAGAUCAGUCGGUGGCAUUGACUCAGAUAGGUGCCAUGAUGACAUCACAAGAAAUUGAAAUAGGGAAACAUUGUGCUCUCCCUAUAACUGUAAUACAUGGUAAGUUAUUUUAUAUGAGCUUAAACCCUUUAGUUUAUGGUUAUGAUCCAAUAUUGCUUAGGACACAGUAUCGUUGUCAUCCUGCUAUCUCAGCAAUAGCCAAUGACCUAUUUUAUGAGGGAACUCUGUUGAAUGGCAUUUCUGAAAUGGAUCGAAGUCCUCUCAUAGAUUGGUUGCCAACACUGUGUUUUUAUAAUGUUAAUGGCUUAGAACAGAUGGAAAGAGACAACAGCUUCCAUAAUAUGGCAGAAUCUUUUUUCAUUGUCAAGUUAAUCCAAUCUAUGAUUGCUAGUGGAGUAGAUGGAUCUAUGAUUGGAGUAAUAACCCUCUAUAAAUCACAAAUGAGCAAGAUUUGUAACCUGCUUGGUGCUGUUCAGUCAGAUGCUUCCAAAAUUAAAGCUGUCCAGGUGUCCACUGUUGAUGCUUUUCAAGGAGCAGAAAAGGAAAUCAUUGUAUUGUCUUGUGUAAGGACUAGACAAGUUGGCUUCAUAGAUUCAGAAAAGAGAGUGAAUGUGGCACUGACUCGAGGAAAGAGACAUUUAUCGAUAGUGGGAAAUCUGAAUUGUUUAAAAAAGAACAAAGUAUGGGGGAGUGUCAUUCGGCAUUGCACAGAGAGAGAAAAUGGAUUGCAGCAUGUUAGCCAAUGUGAGCGGCAACUGAAUGAUAUUAUAAAAUCCUACUUGGAAAGGAAAAAGGCAGAAGAAACAAAAAAACAACUAGAAAAAUCAAAGAGUAAAUCAUUUUCACAAAAUGUAGAUGGGUAAAAAUGUGCUUUCUCCAUAUAAAUUGUGUAAAGUAUCUUGAGAUAUUUUUAAAUAUAAUUGUAGUGUUUUUUAGUCCUACCAGUUCUCACAUUAUAUGUAUUUAAACGUUAAUAAAAUGAUGUAAAAAAAACUCGAUUACCAAGUUACUGCUUAUCAAAAGCUUCACUAUAAAUUAAUCCAUCCUUUUCAACACGUCUAACAUAUGUUUUUUAAAAUUGUACUAUUACCAUGAGUGCUGUGCAACAGAAUAAA